This is a messenger RNA of Acanthosepion pharaonis, 648 nucleotides long. NCBI's taxonomy places the organism in Eukaryota, Metazoa, Mollusca, Cephalopoda, Sepiida, Sepiidae. The record is from the annotation of a GenBank genome assembly.
AUGCAGUUACCUCAUUGGGAAAAAAUAAAAAACAAAACAUCAACCUUCGUUCAUUUCUAUUUUCUCUUUGUCGUUCUUUGUCAAUGUCAAUCCAUUAAUCAAUCUAAUGUCUGUUCAAUCUAUUAUCUAUCUAUCUAUCUAUCUAUCUCAUUUAUCCAUUACAUCCUACUGACAUCUAUCUAUCUAUCUAUCUCAGUCUGUUCAUAUCUAUCUAUCUAUCUAUCUAUCUAUCUAUCUCUAUUUAUCCAUUACAUCCUACUGACAUCUAUCUAUCUAUCUAUCUAUCUAUCUAUCUAUCUAUCUCUAUUUAUCCAUUACAUCCUACUGACAUCUAUCUAUCUAUCUAUCUAUCUAUCUAUCUAUCUAUCCUUCAAAUCUGACACUCUCAAUCUAUCGGUUCAUUAUCUAUCUAUCUAUCUAUCUAUCUAUCUAUCUAUCUAUCUAUCUCACUCGGUUCAUUAUCUAUCUAUCUAUCUAUCUAUCUAUCUAUCUAUCUUCAAAUCUUACUCUCAAUCUAUUGCUCUGUUGAUUAUCUAUCUAUCUAUCUAUCUAUCUAUCUAUCUAUCUAUCUAUCUAUCUAUCUAUCUAUCUCACUCGGUUCAUUAUCUACCUACCUCACUCGGUUCAUUAUCUAUCUAUCUAUCUUGA